This is a messenger RNA of Scylla paramamosain (green mud crab), 7542 nucleotides long. RefSeq lists its product as uncharacterized. The transcript is spliced from 2 exons. The record is from RefSeq and is a predicted model, not a curated record. The coding region runs from base 469 to 1176 and encodes 235 amino acids. NCBI's taxonomy places the organism in Eukaryota, Metazoa, Arthropoda, Malacostraca, Decapoda, Portunidae.
CACAGUACCAGACGUCACACAGCAAGGCACUGUGUUCAAAGGGUGCCAUAAACUGUUGCUUUAUUUAAUGUAUUUUCGCAGAACAAGACAGUGACAGGGGCCGUGGCUGCCUGCGUGUGCUGGUUCAAGCUUGGUGCCUGCCGGGAGGUGCCAAGUGCAGUGCCACCAAGGCUAAUAUUGGCAAGAAACCCGCCCACCACUUGUCCAGCCAGCUAAUUUGCACAGUCUGAUGUAACAGGCAGUAACUGUGAUAGUGUUGUUACAUGUCACCCACAACAACAACACAGGGCUGUCAGAUGAGCAUGGCUGACAGACAGCAGGCACUCGGGCCAUCACCACCUGCAUUGCUGUGAAAUGAUUCAUGGCAUUUUGGAGGAGAAACUUUGUUGCUUAAUGAAGAGCAACCUUCUGGGGUGAAUUCUGAAUUACUGAACAUAAAAGAGACAUUGAUACCUAAGUGGAACAACCAUGAAGACCGGCACACCCAGGGACAGGUCAGCAGCCAUGGCAAGACUCCUGCUGCUGCCAUUGGUACUGUUGUUGUCAUUGAGCCUUGGAGGCUUCCCCACCCCUACUCUGGCCCAGGAGGACUGUGAUGGUGCUGAUGUAGUCGUGGAAGAAGGAGAAUUACGCAUCAUUAACAAAAAAGUACAAAGUCACAAUGUCAACCUCAACCUGUAUAUGAAGACAGAGAGCAGUUUUGAGGGCCUCUCUGUUACUAUGGCAGGAACAGAUGGCACUGAAUAUAAUGCCUGGUUUGCUGCAGAGGACAGAUGUUUCGCCCAGAGUGGCAUCUGGUAUGAGCUGCUUGUAUUUUUAAAAAUAAAGAAUGAUACCUCAACUAUUGAGUUCGGGUUUGAAAGUGGAUUAUGCAAGAAGAAGUGCAAGAUAGAGACAACCCUACCAACCCUGCAGAAAUAUACUGUAUUGGCUCACGGCACCUCCCGCUGGACCUUCAGCCAUCCACCCGUAAGCUGUCCCAUUCACAGUCUGAACAUCAUAGACAUUCCCACAGUAAUACCCACCUGCAUGGACCCUCCUCUUCCGACGCCUGCUGCAAACUCUGCUCUGGCACCUGCUCUGACGUCUGCUCCGACGUCUGCUCCAGAGUCUGCACCGAUGUCAGUGAUGACAAUAAUAAGUGUAGCAAUAAUGUGGUUUGCUUGGUGGUGGUAGCAGUGAAGGUCAUAAAGAAGAAAAAUCAUCUGUGGGCUAAAUCAUGAGUACUGUAUUUACCUGUUUGUUCAUGUACAGGAUUGUAUUAGGUUUGCUAUAUUCUUUAUUUCUAACAUAUAUUCCCUUUAAGGAUAUUGAUAUGUUUUAAAGGCCUGAUAAUGAAAAAUUGCAAAGAAUUGAAAACUUACUAAAAAAUCCAAGUGAGAAGACAAUAAGAGAAACGACAGUACCCAGUAUAAGUAUGAGAGCAGGUGGAUGGAGUGUGUUUCACAGGGGAAUUGGUAGGGAGGAGGCAGAGAAAUCAGCUGUUGAAGAGUGACAAAGCUGCAUCUGGCAUGGAGGCGAGGUGAGGCCAGGCCAAACCAAGUGCCAGAUGAGUGUAAGAAGGCUGUUAUUGUACUCUGUAUGAAAGUAAAGGUUGUAGGAAUGAGUGUAAUACUUAUAGGGAGGUAAGUUUGCUUAGUACACUGGGAAAAGUCUGUGGGAGUCUUGACUGAGGGACUGAUGGAAGUGAGUGAGGUGAAACUCAGUGAGGAACAGGUGAUUCCAAAAAGAAGGUUAUGUAUUUGGGAAAAGAGAAAAGUUGUAUUCACUAUCAAGGAUUUAGAGGAAGUAUAGGAUAGGGUGAAUAGGGAAACCCUUUGUGAUAUCCUUAACAUUGAUGGUGCUGGAGGGACAGGGAGAAGUUGGGGACAUUCACAAUAAGGACAGAAGUGAGACAGGGAUGUGUGAUGUGUGUUGUUUGACACAUUUGUGGUCAGCUCUGCAAGGGAGAUGCAAGCCAAGGUAGGAAGCGUUGGUGCAAAGCUGGAACAUAAAGGGCGGGCUGGACUACUGUAGCAUUUCUGUUUACAGGUGGCAUUGGCAAGAAUAAGGUGGUGGUGUUUGAGAGGAGUGGAGUGGUGUGUGUGACUUGAGAACAUUGUGAAAAAUAAGGUGAUGUUAGAGGGGUGGUGUGUGUGUGACUUCAGGAUACCUUACAGCAACCUAAGUGCAUGACCGUUUUUUUUUUAAGGGUACUUUGGAAGUUGUGGGGUGCAUUGAGGGGUACUACAUGACAUCGCCAGUGUGAAUAAGAGUCAUGGCAGAGGAGGGAAUGGAAGUGAGUGAAUAAGUAUCUGGGAACAGUACCAGGUAGACGUGGUGAAAUGAUGGGAGAGAGCAUUGUGAAAAAUAAGCUUGUUGUAGGACCAUUAGCAACAGUCAUAGAAGGGUAAUGUCUUUGGACUUAAAAGAAGGCUAAGGAAUAGUGUUCUGUAUGGCAGUGUGGCAUGGAGAGGGACGUGGUGAGAGGGGCAGAGCAGUGACAGUGUAAGGGAUGUGGUGUGACCUGUAGAGCAAGUGUGGAGUUGCGGAGUGGGGAAAUGGUUCAGGUUGGUCACAGGAGCAGGAAAACUCCCCAAGGACAGGGUAAUACAGAUGGAGGAGCUGUUGGCAGUGCUGCCUGACACACAAACUUAUUACCCGUCAGUGUGUCAGGCAGCAUUGCAAACAGCUCCUGCAUCUUUGUUACCCUGUCCCUGUAGCUGUACCUGGAAAAACCUGGAGGAGGCAAACUAUGGAAACCUGGAUACCACAGUGGCCUUGUGUCCCAGAUAAGGGAUAUUCUAACACAGCUGUGGCCUCGUGUGCCAAGGAAACGGAGAUGAGCGAUGAAGCCACGUGCGGCUUGACACACGGUAGCUUGUUGGUGAAUGAUGUCCGUGUAAGGAUGGUAUUCAAGAGGUUUUCUGUCUCUUGUUGGUCUCAGUGUUGAUAAGUCCCAAUAAGUAUUUGCUAACGUUGCUGUCAGUUUUCCAGGUCUCAGUGUUGAUAUAGAACACUUUCUUGUAAGUUUGAGUAGAAAGUGAGUUUUUCAAAAGUACAUCCCAAUAAGUUUUUGGUAAAGUUGGUGUCAGCUUUCUAUAGCCACCCUUCUGAUAAUGGGGAGCGCCUUCUCUGAUGUCUUCUCUUUUAAUUAUAGAUUUGUGAUUAUUUAUUUAUUCAGACACUUCAUGCAUAGGGGAUUAAAUAAUACAAACCUGCAAAAAAAAAAAAAGUGUUCUUACAAGCUGAAAAUGGUCAGUCUUAUGUUAUUUAUCCCUGCUGAAUUCAGGUCUCAACACUCAUGCCACAACUACUGUGCUGUGAUGACAACAUUCAUUAGGCUGUGUGUGUGUGUGUGUGUGUGUAGCUGGCAAGUGAUUUCUGUCUACUAGUAUAAAGAAGUUGUGUAUUUAUAUUUGUCCAGGUUUCUCUCUCUCUCUCUCUCUCUCUCUCUCUCUCUCUCUCUCUCUCUCUCUCUCUCUCUCUCUCUCUCUCUCUCUCUCUCUCUCUCUCUCUCUCUCUCUCUCUCUCUCUCUCUCUCUCUCUCUCUCUCUCUCUCUCUCUCAUCUGAUGUACAGUUCUAGGCUGUAUCAAUUUUUUUUUUUUUUUUUUUUUUGUCUUCCAAGUAUUUGUGUGUGUGUGUGUGCUAACAGUGAUUCAGUACUCAUAUAAUAGUAUUUACACAACAGUAGGUCAUAGAUGCAUCCUGACUGGUUGAUCCUUGCAUUCAACAUAGGUAUUUGCCACAAAACACACACACACACACACACACACACACACACACACACACACACACACACACACACACACACACACACACCAAUUUAUCACAUGCUGUUGAAAAUGACUGACACAAGAAUUUCCUUCAUAGACCUUAUUACACCAAACCAAACUCCAUCUGGCCAGACAACCUGUGCAAAAGACCUAGCAAGAUAGAGUGAAGUGCAUCCCCCAGCACUGCUCCUCUCCCCCCAUCCGCUUUCUGUGCCUGCCAUAUCUCCCCCUCCCCCUUGUCCCUCCCUCAACACACUUUUUGUAUUGUAUUAUGUGCAAAAAAGUUGUGUUCCUUCCUUGGUGUGGUAUGUCUGAAUGGCCGUGCUGUUUAUUUUGUUGAAAUAUUUCCAUUUAUUUAUUUAUUAAUUUAAUGAACUAUCAUGAAAAAAAGAAGUAAUGCAGGUAACAAAAACCUUGACAAAAGGGAAUUUCAUCUAAAGAAUGUCAUUUAACGUGAAAUCUCAUUUAACGUGAAUCACAGUCAUGAUGUCAUGAUGAUCACCAAGGCCUCAUCACAAGCAGAGCCACAUCCACCAGCUGUUGUUACCCUCUUGUUGCGAGGUCAGAGCUUAUUAUUACCGAUCACUGGGUAAGACUGUGGCCUCACACACCACACAUUCCAUCCCCCUGCUAAGCAGGGACAGUGCCCUGCUUGUCAGUGGAAAAAUCCCAUAGGUGACCAGCCCCUAGUGGGGUUCAAACCUUUGUCAACCAUGGCAGCCAACACAGACUCAGCCCCUUUACCACUGACCCUUAAGGCUGUGUGUGUGUGUGUGUGUGUGUGUGUGUGUGUGUGUGUGUGUGUGUGUGUGUGUGUGUGUGUGUUGUAUGAAAUAAAUUUUGCAAACUUAGUAAAUUUUUCAAGUGGUGUGUGCAUCACUUAGCAAGAUUACAUUUCGUAGUCCUCAGGACUAUGAAAGGACUGGAUUUCAUAGACACCCCUAGUGGGCACCAACAGACUCAGUAGACACCCCUACUGGACACCAACCUUGCAGACUCAGGAGACACCUCUAGUGGACACUAACCUUACAGACCCAGUAGACACCCCUACUGGACACCAACCUUACAGACUCAGUGGACACCUCUAGUGGACACUAACCUUACAGACUCAGGAGACACCUCUAGUGGACACCAACCUUACAGACUCAGUGAACACCUCUAGUGGACACCAACCUGACAGCAAUGCACAGAGGUAGUUGUCACCCAUGUUAUUGCCACAUUCAGAGACAACCCAAGUGGAAUAAGACAGGACGAGUGAUCCUCUCUGUGCCCCCCCUUGGCCGUGCAGAUUCCUGCCACAGCACACAGCACUGCACGUUCAGAAAAAUCCACUUGCGGUAUUGUAUAGCAUGAGGUUUCACAUUAUACUAUACUAAUAUAGAAUAAAUAUGCUCUUUGUAUCUAAAGUGUUAAGUGUAUGUGUGUAAGAUUAAACAAUAAACUAAUGUAAGUACUUGGCAAAGUUUCCAUGUAGUAUCAGUUGAAUUGGCUUAUUUAAAUUGCUUCUGAAGACACUUACGCACUUCCUUUCACUGGUAUUAUAUUUCACUGUGACUUAUCUUUUGUCUUAAACUUCCCUCCAUGUAUUGAGGAAGUGACAUGAGUUUACCAGAACUGUACCUUUAUAGAACUGUAACAAGGCUACAGUUUGUCUUUAUGAAACUUCUAACAUUAGCUUUCUUCCAUCAAUAUAUACUGAAAUUAUUUUAGGAUGAAUAUUCAAGUGUGUAUUUACUGUAUUAUUAGUUACACAUUCUAAUAAUUGCGUAUGUAUUUUGUGCUAUAAGGAACAUAAACAUCACUGAUGGCACGCAUGUCGAUGAUCACGGAUGACGUGUAAACCAGGUGUUGUGGUGGCGGGUGGUGGUGUUCUCGGGUCAGCUGUUGGUUAGUGGGCAUCUUGGACGUUUGUUGAUGUCCUGGUAGUGUCAUGGGUUUGGGGGCUGCACAGGUGUAUUCAUCAAGUGUUGUUUAAUGGUGGUGACAUGCAGCAAAUAUGAAUUGGUUGCAAGGGGGCUGUACAGUAUUUGUUCUUGGGAUUCUGCCGAGUACCAGUGACGAGGCAUUGUCGUGAGUGAUCAUUGUCAUUGUGUUGCUAUCAGUGAUUAUCAUGUGAUAUGUUUAUGUGCCACAUGACUGAGGUGUAUUUGGUAUUGUGAUGGCCAUAAUCUUUAAAACAAAAUGUGAUAUGUGUUUAUUAUGAACUAGUCAGAUAAAAACAAAAUGUGAUAUGUGUUGAUUAUGAACUAGUCAGGUUAUUGUAACUUUGUAUGUUUACUACAGUAUUAUCCACAGGUUGAAAUAAAGGUUAUUUCAACAAGCUGGAUAUUCCUGGGACUAGAGCAACAUUUACUAACUGCUGAUGACAUAGAAGGUACAUGUCACAAAGAGAAAUAGUUUUUCAGAUAUACUAGGUUAAUGAUGGCACUGGCAAUGCACUGUUCUCUUCUUCAGGAGUUUACCAGCUAUCAAGUUUGCUUAGCCACAGCUGUGUACUUCAGCACAGCUCACUAAACACCCCUGAGGUUCAUGCAUCCAUACACCAGAAGAAAUUGUUGGCAAGGGAUUUAGUUCUCUUGUGACCUGAAAUACUGUUAUGCUGGCAAGAAAUUAGAAUACAGCCCUAAAGGUGAUAAUUGCUAUAUAUUAUACAGUAGUCCCUCAAUAAACUGAACCUUGAUAUGCUACAGUUUGGACAAAGCAGACCUGGCACCAUCUGAAUAGCUCUUCAUUAACCAAGCAAAAGUUGUGAAGGCAAACCAUUUACUGGCAAGGCAGUUAACAUGUCAGCUUUUCUACGACGAAUGUGACUAAUGCACUUGGUGGUUUGUUGUCAAGCAGAAGCUGCUCAGGGUGCCAGGUUGAAUGCUUUUCUGCCCAGUUAGGUUGUUUUUUUCACAGACAUUUAGCAGGGAAAAAUGUACAUUGGCUGGCAUUUUUCCCUCAACUCUCUCUCUCUCUCUCUCUCUCUCUCUCUCUCUCUCUCUCUCUCUCUCUCUCUCUCUCUCUCUCUCUCUCUCUCUCUCUCUCUCUCUCUCUCUCUCUCUCUCUCUCUCUCUCUCUCUCUCUCUCUCUCUCUCUCUCUCUCUCUCUCUCUCUCUCUCUCUCUCUCUCUCUCUCUCCCCCCCCUCAUAUCAUACCAAGGUUCCCGCUAAACAUAAAUUUUCCACAUGUAUUAAGUUUAGUAACCAGGGUAAUUUCUGGGAAGGUGACUCCCUUGGUUGGGGGAGGGAUUGGUGUGUCAGCCAGUGCAAGGGUACCUUAAGUACUAGUCAGAUAAGUAGUGCUCUUGAUUUCUUGUGUUCACUUUUAUGAUAAUUACCACUCCUUCACUUGUGCUGUGCCAGUGUCUCAGCUGCUGUGCCAGCUGUGGAUGUGGAGACAGACUUCUGCUGUAGCUCCUUGAUGCACAGAGCACAGCUGUAUGAAGGUGCCAGGUCAGGGGUGAGCAACAUUUGCCUUGUUAAUGCAUUAUUCAAGCUUUUCUUUAUUAUGUGGAGGAUCAACCAUGGUAGCAAGAUUACCUUCUUAAAGAAAUAUUGGUUAAUAUUUUUAUAACAAAUUUGCAGCAUACAGCUAUCCAUGGAGUGGCCUGCCUGCCUGGGCUGGGUGUAUGUGUGUGUAUCACAUUUUGGUCUUGUCAAGUGGCCAGUAUUACAGAUCAAGUUAGCCUCAACAUUGUUUUUAUUUUAGCUUUGAAGUUUGUCAGUGUGUAACAUUCAUGCUUAGUGAAACCACCACAUGCUUUAUAUAACUGAUUCUACCAUUAAAGUACAGUAUUCUGAG